This is a messenger RNA of Gregarina niphandrodes, 685 nucleotides long. RefSeq lists its product as hypothetical. NCBI's taxonomy places the organism in Eukaryota, Apicomplexa, Conoidasida, Eugregarinorida, Gregarinidae. The annotation marks the transcript as partial. The transcript has a single exon. The record is from RefSeq and is a predicted model, not a curated record.
AUGCGAGGCUGCCUACUUCCCACAAUCUCUCCCAUAAGUCUAACGACGAUGUUCCUGGGCAUGGGCAACGGCUAUGGCUCGGCCUCCACAGAUCUAGACCUACCGCCAUCAAAGAAAAUGCGAGUGGAAUCAUCAAAGAGUGUCCUUGAGGGGAGGGAAGCCCAGAUAGCUGAGUCCAGGUCGCUCAAUGGUACCACUAGCGGCGACCAUGUCGUUGUCAUGGGCCAUGGUGCUGCCAGCAAUACAGCUCCCCCACACGAUGUUUUCGGUAGUGUUGGGCUCAAAGAUGUUUUGUUCGGUGAGGCUACCUUUGAUGACCUGUUCGAGUAUUUGAGGCAUGAUGAUGACUACGUCCCCCUUGAAGCAAUUGACUGUCCUUUGAAAAAAGAAAUCGACUGUCUUCUAGAAGGAGAAAGUGGUCUAGUAGGAGUAAGACCAGAAGAUGUUCUCACUGAGCGGCCUAUUCCUUCAUUUGAAGUCGCCGCCCCAUGCGAGCAGGGCUUAAGGCUGCCCGCAAAAUAUUGGAAGCUGGCUUACGACAUACUCGAGGAGGACUGGAGGCAUUUGGUGCCAUUCGACAUUGCGGGACUGACAGUUUUUGGACUGGCCAAAAAGAUCAAGGAAUGUGAGGGUAACGAAGAGGUUAAUUUUAUGCUGACAACAAGACGUUACACAUUGGAGCGGG